Molecule: messenger RNA, 1183 nt
Organism: Suillus discolor
Lineage: Eukaryota; Fungi; Basidiomycota; Agaricomycetes; Boletales; Suillaceae
Exons: 6
Coding region: 185-979 (264 amino acids)
Biological process (GO): (1->6)-beta-D-glucan biosynthetic process; cell wall biogenesis
Source: RefSeq, a predicted model, not a curated record
CAGAUUCUUCGUGUAAAUUGUUAACACCCAUCCCAUUCAUGGUUACAACGUUGCUCGCUUCCCUGAACCCAUAAAUUCAACAUUCUUUCAUUACGCUCUCUCAGCUUUUGCUCUUGUAUCCCACCAGCUCCAAAAAAAUCUCCCUGUACUAAGUACCAAGAUCCUAAUUCAAGCCCCUUUCACGAUGUUCACUUCUAAGACUCUUGUUUCUCUCGCUCUCCUCGUUUCCCGCCUUGCUUUUGUUCAAGCCGGUAUCUAUGUAACGAGCCCAGUACAAUCAACUGUUUGCCCAGCAGGUCAGCCCUGCAGCGUAGAGUGGGUUGACGAUGGACAGAGCCCUCUCCUGAGCGACAUUGGAGAAUGCACUGUUGGCUUGUACAACGGCGAGAUGGCCCUGACGCAGUCGCUUCCCUCCGUCAACGUUGCGAGCGCGCAUUCCUUCACAUUCACUCCCAGCCCAUCCACUAGCGGUGAUGGCGGCUAUUACCUGGUGUUCACCUCAACCAGCGACGGUUACCAGAGCUGGUCCGGUACUUUUAGCGUCAGCGGUUCGACUGGAAGUUCUACCACUGACACCACUUCAACAUCUGGAUCUUCGACACUUGGAGGUAGUUCAACUAGACUCUCCUCCGUGGCUGGAACUACGACCUCAGUGGCUAAUUCUACCUCUACAGGUGGUUCUAGCACUGGGUCAGUGGCUUCAUCUUCUGCUCUGCUUUCAAGUAGCUUCAUAUCAAGUACAACUACGCUAUCUGUCCCAUCUAGCACACAAACUUCGCCCUCCGUUGCAAGCACCCUUUCCGUGCCAUCUACUAUUUCUUCUGGUACAAGCACAAGCACCCACAGUACCUCUGCCACCACCGUUGCCACUAGCGCGACCCCGUCGUCAACCCAAUCCGGCGCUGCCACUCGCGCUGGUGCUUCAACCUCAUUGGCCGGUGGUCUUGUUCUCGCUUUAGCUGGUGCUCUAGUAUUCUGAAGUGUUGGUAGUUUAGAGGGUUAGAGGACUGAUCGUGAUACCUUCAUUUUCUCUUUGAAUACCCUUUCAGAGACAUUUCGAUGACUUGCCAGUGGCGAUGCAUGACACUUUAUUGUAUAAUUCUUGACAGUUUACACGUGUUUGUUUGUUGAUAUCAUAGCGAUUAAUUGAUCGACGUCAAUCUUAUGAAUGAAGAGGUUAGAA